ACUAUAUACUGACGUUCACUACGCGUCUCGUGCCCACAACUGAAUCCAGUUUAAUAUUUAAAUAAUUUCACAUCAACGUUCCUCCCACAUACAUAUGAACCAAACUGGUCGAAAAUGCACUUUAAAAUUCUCAACGCGUCUUUUUUAAGUAAAAGGAAUCCACUUGAACACUCGGGUACAAAUAAAUCUUGCUCAUAUUAUUGAGUUGAAGGUUCAAAAGAAAGGUUGAAAUUUAUUCGUGUUGAGACCUUUUCACGGUGAUAUUUCAAAUCGAAGGUCAUAGUGCGUUGCUUUCGAUGUCACGUCUAUUUACCAUCUUUCCCGUAUUGAUAUCUUGUGUGCGCCAUAGCAGAAGACCUCGAUUUAUUCGUCCAUAUCUGAAAGACUUAUACGGUAGAAGACUUGCUCAAGGUCCAGAGAUUUAUCGACCCAGGAAAGAUUGGUUAUGCUGGAAUCGUGACUCGGAAUUAUGUGCGUUUUUGUCGAGAAUUGGUGAGAAUUUAGAGAAAGACCUUAUUGAGGUCGUUCUGACAGAUCGAUCAUAUUCCUCAUUUUGGUCUGUAAAAACGGCCGAUUCAGACAGAAAAAUAAUGCAAGACAACUCGGAACUCGCUGCUCUAGGAUUUUCUGUUUCGGAAAAUUUUUUAUAUGUCUUCUUGCGAUCAGUGUAUCCUCGAUUCCCUGAAGAGUGGAUUAUGACUAUCGUUCAGUAUUUGAAGUCACCUUCUGAGCUUGCUUUUAUAGCCGCUCAUUUAGGAAUUAAAGAUAUAGUAUUGUACAGUGAUCAAGUAGACUAUUCAAGCAAUAAAAUUAUAUCAGCUCCACCGAAUCUGGAUGUUUUAACUCACGCACUUAUGGCUUUAGUCGGUGCUUUAGCAAAAGAUAAGAUGGAGAAAGCACAUUUGUUUAUUCGGGAUUUCAUACUAGCAAGACUUCCUGAUAUAGAUUUAACUGAACUGAUUUCAAUUCCUAAUCCAUUACCCCUUCUACAGGGUAUACUUCAAUCUGAAGGGCGUGGCCCACCUGAAACCAGAUUAAUUUAUCAGUCAAGUAUGAAUACUGUGCUAGCCUGUUUUGAAGUUGGUAUAUAUAGUGAUUGUCAACUCAUUGGAGAAGGAUGUUAAGAUUUUUAUGAUAGAUUUAUGUAACAUAAAUGAUGUGCAACUGAAUAUCUGUUCUACAUUUAUACUGGUAAAUGGUUGUUCAAGAUAUAACUCAUACUGUAAUAGCCAACAAAACAUCAGGAAUUCGGCCUGUACUUAUUUUUUGGGAUUGAGUUUUCGUAAGACUGUGGGAAAGUCAUGAAUCGGCUGUUAAUCUAUACUCAUGGAAACCGCAGCAUGUCCAUUCACCGAUUUAUUUGUUGAGUUACUUAUGUGGCUACAACUAAAGAAAGUAUAUUUAGACCUGGUUAUCAGUUCUCGUAAAAGUCAGGUUAGCACUAAAUCAUGGCAGAGCAUACGCCUUGACAAUUCGAACGGAUAACCAAGUUAGACAACGAGAUUUACAAAAAUGUUGGUAGUUAUCUACCAUUACUGUCAUAAGAUUUGCGGUUAAUUACAAACUAGGCACUAUUCUAGAUAUACAAGAAGUUUUAGGCAACAAAUUCGAUGACAGCUUGUGUACCUACAUUUAAUUAGAUGCGGUACACAUGAUGUUAAUGGUAUUAAUGCUGGUUAGGGAAGAUAUCAGAGGUUAAACCAAGUUGUUGUAAUGUUAAUUUUAGAAACUUUACCGAUAUUUUGUGAGCUCUUAAUAAAUGCACAUUGUUCAAGGGUAGCGAGGAAGUAGUAAAGUAAUGAAUUAAUAGUUAAGAAUCAUUGAUUGUUUAAUCAAUAGGUCCCAGAUAUGAGCCCUGUUCUGUUUCUUCAAAUUUCGGCAACUGAAAUUGUACCGUCACUAGUUCUAACGAACAGGUUGCCUCAAAGACGUUUUUACAUCACGAAUGACCUAUACUGACCACAUAAUUGUGGGUGAGCAACACCUGAAUAUAUAUUGCUAAAAUCAAUUAUAAAUUUUAUGGUUUAUGAUUUGUUCGUAUUCUGUAACUUGAGAUGAAUAACAAUCGAUUCGGUUACUUUUUAUACGUAUGUAGUGUUAUUAGCAUAUUGUUAAGAUUGAUGUUUGUGAUGAUUAUGAAAAGUAGCCCAUGAAAUUUAUUAUCAAUUAAACCCAGUGGAUUUUUAAAAAUUUCAUUUUUAUGUACACAACUAGAGAAAAGCAGAUACUUUGAAUUUCUAAAUUAGUAACAAGUUUAUACCUCGGCCUGUUUUAUAAUAAUUUGUCUAUUUUUAUUUCAAUCACUUAAGCUCCUGGUGAAACGAUAUUAAUUGCAGAAGAGGAAGCAUUACGACAAUCAGUAAGGAAUUUCUUCAAACUAACGGAUAAUCGUCCAUCUAUUCCAUUACAUGGAAACUUAGACUUUUUGGACUUUCAAAAGUUUUCUGAACCAAAUAUUUCGCUUAAUUACUAUUUAGAAUUAGCAGUUGAUCAUGUUUAACCAGGCAAAAAAAUCCCCUUCGAGGAUUGUAUACUUGUAAAUAUAUAAUAAUUCUUUUUGUAAUGAAUGCAUCAAUAUACUGCUUAUUAAUCUGAA
Molecule: messenger RNA, 2596 nt
Organism: Schistosoma bovis
Lineage: Eukaryota; Metazoa; Platyhelminthes; Trematoda; Strigeidida; Schistosomatidae
Source: the annotation of a GenBank genome assembly